Molecule: messenger RNA, 1323 nt
Organism: Chondrus crispus (carragheen)
Lineage: Eukaryota; Rhodophyta; Florideophyceae; Gigartinales; Gigartinaceae
Exons: 1
Coding region: 1-1323 (440 amino acids)
Source: RefSeq, a predicted model, not a curated record
AUGACCCCGCCCCCGCCCCGCCGUUCACUCGCUCCACGCCCUGACAACCACCUCUGCGACCCCCUGCAGCCCUCUCCUUGGGACUCCUCUCUCUCCUCCUCCUGCCACGAGCCCGAGUCGCUCCACUUCUCCUUCAACUCUCGACCCGAAGACAUGACAGUUGAAACCUCCUUCGUCGACGUCGUCGACGCCCUGGACGGCAUGAUGGCCCCCGUCCCCGCCCGACUCCCCACCUCGAAGACCAAGUGGAACGGCGUCAAGGCCUACUCCUCCACCGGCUUCCAGAUCGUCACCUGGCUGCUCAAUGCCGGCUUCGCCUCAUCCCGCUCCGCCGCAGCUGAGCUCGCCCGCCAGCUCGUCCGUGCCGGAGGCCUUAUCCCCACCUUCCGUGUCGAAAGCGCCAAUCAGGCCUUCAACGGAAGCCAGCUCUCUAAUUACGUCCAUCGUGGCCUCUCCUGUCACAUCGACCGCGGCCUCAAUUCAACCCUCAUCUAUCCGGGCAAGCCGAGGCACACCAUUGACGUCCUAACCGAUCUCAACAAAUCCUUUGCUCGCGUCUUCCACGUCGCUGUUUCCACGGAUGGCCACUUUGUAGACUAUGCCGCCAUCCGCGGCUCCGCCGGCUGGAGAGAAACUCUCGUUCUCCUCGCCGAGCUUGCCAUCAGCGACGACACUGAAGUCGCCUCCAGCGAUCCCGAUGUCCGCAAGGCCGCUUUUUACAAUCUUUACAACGUCCUCAUCUUCCACGCCAAGCUCGUCUUUGGUCAUCCCAUGGAUCUCGUCAAGCGCGGCAAGUUUUUCAACGAUGCUUCCUAUGUCAUUGCCGGCAAGAAAAUCACUUCCGUGGAACUUGAGCAUCAAGUCUUGCGCCUUCGUAUCAACCCAAACGACCCGCGUGCCGGCUGGCUCCUCGCUGAGAAGGACCCUCGCAUGCAUUUCAUUCUCAAUUGCGGCGCUUGGUCAUGCCCGCCGCUCAUCGCUUUGGAUGCCAACAGGACCGAGGAGAUGCUGCAGGAGGCCACGGAACGAUUCCUGGAAAAGUACUGUGUCAUCGACUUGCAGAAUAGAAAGGUCACCCUGAGCCGCUUGUUCAAGUGGUUCCGAAACGACUUCACCCCGGGCUCGGAUUCCGACGCAGAUCUCAUCAAGUGGAUUUCCCAGCGCGCUAGCAAAACCAAGAUGAACGAGCUCACUGAGCUGCUCGUCAGCGAUUACAAGGUCAAGUUUGCCGUGUACAACUGGGCGGACAACGGCGACGGAAGUGCCAAACCGGAUAUUCGUUUCAUGACUAUUUACGACUUGAGUUUUGCAAAGACCGCGUGA